Mesocricetus auratus (golden hamster) is the source of this 614-nucleotide messenger RNA. It is a transcript of the gene Atox1, whose product is annotated as antioxidant 1 copper chaperone. Gene Ontology annotation, biological process: copper ion transport. Gene Ontology annotation, molecular function: copper chaperone activity; metal ion binding. The transcript is spliced from 4 exons. The coding region runs from base 129 to 470 and encodes 113 amino acids. The record is from RefSeq and is a predicted model, not a curated record. Gene Ontology annotation, cellular component: cytosol. Lineage: Eukaryota; Metazoa; Chordata; Mammalia; Rodentia; Cricetidae.
CACCGUGCCUCUUGGUCGCGAUUGGACAGUGUCUUCGUCCAGGGGCCGGGCUCUUGAGUGGCUGCCGCAUCUGCCUAUGACUACGGGAUCCAGAGUUCAGAUGGACACGAAGCCUCACCAAUACUUGAAUGGACUAUGAGGCCGAGGGCGGGAUGCCCUGUGAGCGACACCCAGAUAAGCCAAUAACUGUACACACCCACUCUCAUUGGCUUACAUAUCUUCCUCUGGGCGGAAACCCUCGGUUCAGGCAGGAGCGGUUGAUCCACAAGAAGCACGAGUUCUCCGUGGAUAUGAACUGUGAAGGAUGUGCUGAAGCCGUCUCCCGAGUCCUCAACAAGCUGGGAGGAGUGAAGUUCAACAUUGACUUGCCCAACAGGAAGGUCUACAUUGAGUCUGAUCACAGCACUGACACCCUGCUGACAACCCUCACCAAAACAGGGAAGGCUGUCCUGUACAUUGGCCCUAAGUAGCCAGGACCUGGCUGUUGAUCUGGUCUCCUGGCAGAUUUGGAAUGUCAACUUCUCUGUCCAGCUCAGCCAUGCCCAGACAGGCCCUCCCUUGCGGGCUCCCUGCCAGCUUCCUUGCAAUAAAGUCAAGCUGCAUUUGUUGAAAAA